CAGUCGACACCAUGGCAACGGCAGGGAAGGGCGGAGCUGAGCAAGUAACAGCAUAAAGAAAACUUUGUUAGCUAGCUGCUAACUUAAUUCUUUAUUCAGCGAUGUAAACAAUAGCAUCAGGACCGCGGAAAUCCUCAGAAAGAAGCUGUCUUCAAAUCUAGAAUCCUAGCGAGAUCACGGGGGAAGCUUCCAAGUGCUGCUAAUGCAAAAUUCCAGCAGUUUUAUUGGAAUCUUGUAGCGGGUGUUUUUCCUUGGGCAGGAUGGAGUGCACUGGAGAUGAUGGAGACCAGUGUCAGUGGCCCAGUUCAGAAAGCACCUCAACUCCUUUUAAUGAGGACGCGACAGAACAAACGUGGGAUAAGAUGUUGAAGGCCAGCAGGAGUGUCCUGAAAGAACGACUUCAACAGUUUGUGGAAGAGAGGAUGCAAACCACCAUGCUCACAGGUGUCCUGAUUGGAGCUGGUUUUGCUGUCCUGCUGAUUGGGACUGUGGUAUUCUUCCUCUACAGGAAAUUCAAACGUGCUUAUGAGCAGCAGCCUAGUGGGCCUCGGUAUCGCUUCAGAAAACGAGAUAAAGUGCUCUUCUAUGGGAGGAAGAUCAUGAGAAAGGUCCAGACUCUGUCUUCAACCCCUCCGUCUUCUAACUCGGUGUCAAAGCAAUCACAACGCAUACGCAAAAGAGCCAAAGUUCUGAGCAUAGCUCGCAAAAUUCUGAGGAUCCGUAAAGACCCUCCCACCCUGCAGUAUAAGGAACCCCCUCCAUCUCUGCUGGAAGCAGACCUAACAGAGUUUGACGUGCAGAGCUCACACCUUCCUUCUGAGGUUCUCUACAUGUUGAAAAACGUCAGGGUCUUGGGUCAUUUUGAAAAGCCUCUGUUUCUGGAACUGUGUCGCCACAUGGUGUUUAUUGAGCUGCAGGAGGGGGAAGUGCUGUUCAGGCCGGGGGAUGAUGAUGAUAGCAUUUACGUGGUCCAGGAUGGUAGACUCGAACUCUGCAUUCAAGAGAAUGAUGGCACAGAACCAGUUGUAAAGGAUGUCCUUCCAGGAGACAGCGUCCACAGCCUGCUCAGUAUUCUGGACAUCAUCACUGGGUAUCCGGCUCCAUAUAAGACCGUAUCAACACGGGCUGCAACUCGCUCCACCAUCUUACGUUUACCUGCUUCUGCCUUUGAGUCCGUUUUUAAGAAAUACCCAGAGACUCUUGUGCGAGUCAUUCAGAUAAUCAUGGUGCGACUCCAGAGAGUGACCUUUUUGGCGUUACAUAACUAUCUGGGCCUAACCACCGAGCUCUUCAAUCCGGAGAGUCAGGCAGUGCCUUUGUCCAAUAUAAAUGGUGUGAUGGCUGAGGCGAAUUCUGGAAAGACAGCACGUCGUCUCCAUCUUCAGGAUGACGUACCUGCCGGGUUCUCAGAGAACAUUUCAGAACCAGACUGUGCAAAGGAGAGCCCCUCAAACAGCUGCAGGAGGGUACGAUCUAUCUCCAUGCCACCCGAGUGUACAGGAAAUGAUCUUAACAUGGCCUGUGAACGAGCUCGAGUGAUCAUAGAUGAGGCUCCUGCAAGUCCUGCCACUCAAAAAUCUAGUCUGAAAAAAAAUGUGACAAUGCAGCCCACGCCUUCUGAAGUGUUACACUAUACGGACAGUGGGGGGCAGUCUGACGCCAUCAGCUUCGGUAAAAGCAGCACGAUCCUCCAGGCUGCCAAGAGAGACCUGCAAGUGAUCAUCCAGCUGCAAGACCCCGGUCUACUCGAUGGCAGAGUGACCCUUCAUCAUGUCAAAGCUGGUUCUGUUGUAGCUCGUCAGGGAGAUCAGGAGGUGAGCAUCCACUUUGUGAUUUCAGGGCUCCUCCAUGUUUAUCAGCGGAUGAUUGAUCGUGAAGAAGACACGCGCCUGUUUGUGACGCAUCCUGGAGAGCUCGUCGGCCAGCUCGCCGUCUUGACCGGAGAGCCCCUCAUAUUUACUGUGCGAGCCCAGCGAGACUGCAGCUUCCUCUCCAUCUCUAAAACGCACUUCUAUGAGAUAAUGCGAGUCGAGCCAAAAGUAGUUCUGAACGUUGCUCACACCGUGUCCAGGAGGAUGUCGUCUUUCAUCAGACAGAUCGACUUUGCGCUGGACUGGAUGGCCGUGGAGGCCGGCAGGGCCGUUUACAGGCAAGGAGACAAAUCAGACAGUACAUUUAUUGUGCUGAGUGGCCGACUGCGCUCUGUUAUCAUGAAGGACAAUGGCAAGAAAGAGAUGAUUGGAGAGUACGGACGUGGCGACCUGAUUGGAGUGGUUGAAACCCUGACCCAUCAGAACCGAGCCACCACUGUCCACGCUGUGAGAGAUUCUGAGUUAGCCAAACUACCCGAGGGAGCGCUCUCCUCCAUCAAGAGGAAGUUCCCUCAGGUGGUCACCAGGCUCAUCCAUUUACUUGGUCAGAAGAUCCUCCAGCAAGUCAACGUUCCUCUUUCAGCUCGUAGUUUGGCACUCCACACUCCAGGAAGCAAGUGGGACGCAGGAAAUCAAGCCUCCAACCUGUCGACUGUGACAGUUCUGCCCGUUUCAGAGGAGGUGCCUUUGACCGCCUUCACUCUGGAGCUGCAGCACGCUCUCCUCGCUAUAGGGCCCACGCUUUUGCUGACGAGUGACAUUAUCAAACAGAGACUUGGAGCUGCAGCAUUAGACAGUGUUCAUGAGUACCGACUGUCCAGCUGGCUGGGCCAACAAGAAGACCUCCAUCGCAUAGUUCUUUACCAGACUGACUACUCACUGACCCCGUGGACACAGCGGUGCAUCCGUCAGGCUGACUGCAUCAUUAUUGUGGGAGUAGGGGAGCAGGACCCCGCUGUCGGGGAGCUGGAGCGUAUGUUGGAAGGAAGCGCGGUGCGUGCCCAGAAGCAGCUGGUGCUGUUGCACAGAGAAGAUGGCCUGCCGCCCCAAGGAACGGUGCACUGGCUCAACAUGCGAAGCUGGAUCUCCAGACACCUCCACCUCUCCUGUCCCCGAAGGGUCUUCUCUAAAAGGAGCCUUCCUAAGCUGCUGGAACUGUACCAACGUGUCUUUGAAAAGCCAGCAGAUCGCCACUCUGACUUUUCCCGUCUGGCUCGCAUCCUAACUGGCAACGCCAUUGCUCUUAUCCUUGGAGGAGGAGGGGCCAGAGGUUGCUCCCAAGUGGGAAUAUUGCGGGCGCUGUGUGAGUCGGGAAUCCCAGUGGAUCUCAUAGGUGGGACCUCAAUUGGUUCCCUGAUGGGGGCGCUGUAUGCAGAGGACCGUAGCCACACCCGCAUGAGGAUUAGAGCCAGAGAGUGGGCAAUGGAAAUGACCUCAAAGUUCAGGAAGGCUCUGGAUUUCACAUACCCAUGGGCCUCUAUGUUCACCGGCGCUGCCUUCAACUCCAGCAUCAGUAAUGUGUUUAAAAGCAAACAGAUUGAGGACCUUUGGAUCACCUACUUCAAUAUUACCACUGACAUCACCGCAUCAGCAAUGAGAGUACAUACAGAUGGUUCUCUGUGGCGGUAUGUGCGUGCCAGCAUGUCUCUGUCAGGUUAUCUUCCUCCUCUCUGUGACCCCAAAGAUGGCCACCUACUGAUGGAUGGUGGCUACAUCAACAACCUGCCUGCUGAUGUGGCGCGCUCCAUGGGGGCCAAAGUGGUGAUUGCUAUUGACGUGGGCAGCAGGGAUGAAACCAACCUCACUAAUUAUGGCGACUCGCUCUCAGGCUGGUGGGUGCUAUGGAAACGCUUCAACCCCCUGGCUGAGAAAGUGAAGGUGCUGAACAUGGCCGAGAUCCAGUCUCGGCUGGCCUACGUGUGCUGCGUGAGGCAUCUGGAGUCGGUGAAGAACAGCGACUACUGCGAGUACAUCAGGCCCCCGAUCGACAGAUACCGCACUCUGGAGUUUGACAAGUUUGAUGAGAUAGCUGAAGUGGGAUACCAGCACGGCAAGACAGUGUUUGAUGUGUGGAGUCGCAGUGGUGUAGUGGAGCAGAUGCUGAAAGACAGACACCAAGAGGACUUCCACAACAUCCAACGAAAGGGCAAUGUAUUGACAUGCCCCAAUGCCUCCUUCACUGACCUUGCAGAAAUUGUGUCCCGCAUCGAGCCCGUCAAACCUGCCUUGAUGGAUGAGGAGUCAGACUAUCACACUGACUAUGAGGAGGAGGCAUUGGAGAGUGCCCUUUCUGACACGGAGGUGUACGGUCACUACGGAGAGCACACUGAAGGGGAGGAAACGGCUGACACGGAUGACGAGCUGGAGGCACACACCGGUUUCGUUACUUCACCAAACAGCAGCCACCCUCAACCUGCCUUUGACCAUCCACCGGAGGAGCUGACAAACCAGCAGUCCCCUUCCAAACAGUCCAUUAAGUAAGGAGCGGUCUAACGAACUCCGCCUGAACACAGUUACUCCUGCUCUUCUGUGCCACGUUUGCACCGUCAAGCCUGUCCUGGACGACUCUUGUAGUGUGAUCACCAUUCUGACCUCUGUGACCUGAUCCUGUUAGCUGCCAGGCUGACAAAACUUCCUAAAGCACAAAACUAACAAUACAUCCAGGAAUCGUGUUUGUAUUCUGUCAGGGAAGCUUUAACUUCUCAUAUUGAGAAAGGUGAGACGAUGUCUUAAAGCUUUAUGUGAAUAACACUCCAUUUAAGACGACUUUCAUAAUUAAACCUGCAAUUUCUCAGAACCUAUAACCACAUUUAUAGAAAGGACCAGAUGAUCUCCUGCUUGUUCUGUGGCUUAAGCCAAAGAUUUAGAUCAGUGUGAGCGCACACACACACACACACACACACACACACACACACACACACACACACCUCUGAGGAAUCUGUUACAGUCUAAAAGGAUGAUCAUUUUAAGUGAGUGUAUGACAAUACACAAGUUUAGUAAAUCAGUCUAAACUGUAAACACAAGUCUCAAUGAUCUCACAAAAUAAUGCUACUGUUAUUUCCUACACUAUUAUACUAAAAAUCUUCCAAUGAAAUUAUUUAAAAUUUGGAAAAAUGACACCCGAUUAUUUGCAUGAGCAGAUUUCAUUGGGGAAAAAGUAAUGGCUGAUCAUUUUGUUAACUGGCAUUUGGUGUGUGUGUGUGUGUGUGUGUGUGUGUGUGUGUGUGUGUCUCCGCGUUUGUUUGUGUUUGUUUAAUAAGUACUGUUUCAUGUUGGUAGCAAACAAAUUUUAAUAAUGAAUGUCAUUAAUUUUCCUGUACCUAACACAGAGGGAGCCACACCAAGAUCUCUAAAAAACGUUCUGAAAGCAAAUAUUACAACUUGCGUUUAAUCUGUUAAGCACUCCGGCAACACACACAGAUGCACGCACACAAAAAUAAAUAUAUAUAUAAAUAAACAUACAGAGACAAACACAGGCAGGCAGUGACAGUUUUGCAUAAAAUUUAGCACCAGCAGAACAAAUGAAAAAUAAUUUUAGCAACUCGUACAUCUUUACAGCAGAGUCAGCUGAGUUUAUUAGAAAUACAUUUUGAUCAGUCAUAUUCUCAAAGUUGUUGCCUUAAUGCAGUCCAAAGAGACCAAGCCAGAUACGUAAAAAGGAGCACAAUUUAUUUUCGUGACAUUCCUGAAGUAAACGAAUAAGCGCAGUCGUCACCAAACACGCUUACCAAACAACACAAACGUAUUAAUAAGAGCACAGGAACAAGUCAGGGAUUCAUUUCUUGAAGCUUUAAGCACAAUUUAGUUGUACUUUGUGUGCCCGUAUGUGUCAAUUUCCUUAUUGUCAGUACAAAGUUAGGCUGUGCAGCAGAAUGGGGCAAUGUGACUUCAGUGGUCUCAUAAAGCACAGAAUAAUGUUAUUUACUUUUCAUUUUAUUGUCUAAAGUGGAUUUAUUUAUGUAAACUGAGCAUUUCAACUGAGUGCAGUCUUGCGUUUAUAGGUCAAAAUGCACACAAAUAUGAUUUAGAUGAUUAAAUGGACAAAUCAUGUUUCAAACGUUCGUGAAAAAUCACAGAGUACUGCUAAACUAAAAUCACUCGGUCUGUCGGUCUUAAAUCCAAACUUUAACAUUUCUACUUCAAUGACUUUAUUUUCCGGCCUCUUGAUUUGGUGCCACGUAACUCAUUGUGUUUGUGGCGUCGUUCAUCCUGGUGCUACAGCGCCUGCAGCCUUAACGUGUGCAGACAGAAAGCGAGAAGCUGUGAUAAACACACCAGUGUGGUGUUGGUGAGACGAUGUCUGGACACAGAACGUGUGAGCAAACUGGGGAUGGGAAAAUAUUGUUGCCUGUUUUACAAAUGAGAAGAUGGUGUUUGCUUAUGUGUGUGUGUUUUCCUUUUUUCUUUUCUCUAAAGCCGGGGACAAGAAAUCGAUAUCAUCUGGCAGGAUGAAUGUUUCACUACAUUAUUAAAUGGGUCAUGGUAAUGAUUCAAGUGCUGAUGUAAUGUAUGGAACUGUGCCACAAAUUGAAUACAUCAAAGUCUUAGAUGACCUGUGUGGAAAAGCAACUAUUCAUGCACCUGUUCUUGACUAUGCUGUAUAAAAUGUUCACUAUUAUGCCUCUAAUGUCAUUUUAUCUUCACAGUUUUUGAUCAAUUGUUACUAGUAAACCACUGUUGGUUCUCGUAA
Nothobranchius furzeri (turquoise killifish) is the source of this 6561-nucleotide messenger RNA. It is a transcript of the gene pnpla7a, whose product is annotated as patatin-like phospholipase domain containing 7a. NCBI's taxonomy places the organism in Eukaryota, Metazoa, Chordata, Actinopteri, Cyprinodontiformes, Nothobranchiidae. The record is from RefSeq and is a predicted model, not a curated record. Gene Ontology annotation, biological process: lipid metabolic process. Gene Ontology annotation, molecular function: phosphatidylcholine lysophospholipase A1 activity. Gene Ontology annotation, cellular component: endoplasmic reticulum.